This is a messenger RNA of Ostreobium quekettii, 318 nucleotides long. Lineage: Eukaryota; Viridiplantae; Chlorophyta; Ulvophyceae; Bryopsidales; Ostreobiaceae. The record is from the annotation of a GenBank genome assembly.
AUGCGGGACCCCCAGAGACAGGAGUUUGGAUUGAUUGCCAACAUCAGUGCAGCUGGUGCCGAGACACUGCGAUUUGGUUCCAGACCCUCUGGCAUCGAUCAGGGGGCUAUUUGCUGCAUGGCCUGUGAGGUUGGGAACGACACGAAGAGCGAGUUCGGUGCCUGUGCAGUUGUGGGUGACCACAUUGGCAUGGUUGACAUCUGCGCAUGCUGUGUCUCAUUUUCCCAACACGCUGAUAUCGCUGUGCAUGGAGACGAAAUUCUGUUGAUUCCAAUUGUGACGCUUGUGCUUGCGUUGUCGUGCGAAGUGUGCGGUUGA